CUAUUUAAAGUCGCGACAUCGCGGGCGGCGGCUCAGUGGAAGAAGAAGGCGGCGGAGGAGGGUGGGAGUGAUUUUUUUUUUUUUUUUUUCUCCUUUUCCCCCCUCCCUCCCUUCCCCUCCACGCGAGUUUUCAGCCAUGAACCCCAACUGUGCGCGCUGCGGGAAGAUCGUGUACCCCACGGAGAAGGUGAACUGCCUGGAUAAGUUCUGGCACAAAUCCUGCUUCCACUGCGAGACCUGCAAGAUGACCCUGAACAUGAAGAACUACAAGGGCUACGAGAAGAAACCGUACUGCAACGCACACUACCCGAAGCAAUCCUUCACCAUGGUGGCAGACACGCCCGAGAACCUGCGCCUAAAGCAGCAGAGCGAGCUCCAGAGCCAGAUCCGCUACAAGGAGGAGUUUGAGAAGAACAAGGGGAAAGGCUUCAGCGUGGUGGCCGACACCCCGGAGCUGCAGAGGAUCAGGAAGACUCAGGACCAGAUCAGCAACAUCAAGUACCACGAGGAGUUCGAGCGGAGCCGGAUGGGCCCCAGCCCCGGCGAGGGCUCGGAGCCCGAGCGCCGCAAUUCCCAGGAGAGCGGCGGCUACCGGAGAGCAGAGCAGCCCCAGCAGCAGCACCACGGCCAGCCCGGAGCCACAGUUUACCAGCAGCAGCAGCCGCCUCCAUCCCAGUCCUACGGCUACAAGGAGCCGGCGGCUCCGGCCUCGUCCCAGCGCAGCGCCCCGGCCGGAGGGGGGAAGCGUUUCCGUGCCGUCUAUGACUACAACGCGGCGGACGAGGACGAGGUGUCCUUCCAGGACGGGGACACCAUCAUCAACGUGCAGCAGAUCGAUGACGGCUGGAUGUACGGCACGGUGGAGCGCACGGGGGACACGGGCAUGCUCCCGGCCAACUACGUGGAGGCCAUCUGAGCCCGGGGACACGGCCCCGCCCGUGUCCCCUCCCCGUGUGUGCGUCUCUUGUCCCCUCCCCGCCCGCUCCGCCCUCGGAGCCGUGUCCCCGUGUCCCCUCUGGGUCCAGCUUCUCUCGCCAGUUCUGCUCCGUGGUGGCCCCGAGGGGGCUGCGGGGCUGUGCGGGGUGGGGAUCAAAGCCCCAGGGCGUUCCUGCCCCUGUCCCCUCUGUCCCCCCUGUCCCUCCCGGCCAGGGAAAGCUCCGCAGCCACCGGGAUCCCAGGAAAGGGGGGGAGAGGCCACAUCAGGACCAAAUUCCCGCUGUGGGGUAGGAGAGGCGAGGGGGGCUCACCCGAGGGUGCCCACCCCGAGGGUGCCCGGGGCUCGGGGUGGGCUGGCAGGGCUGGCAGCUCCCCCUGCUCGGCUCAUCCCGCGGCUGCUCCCGGCGCUGCUUCCCGCCCACCCUCGCUCCCUUCAGUGCUCAGAGCAGGAAAGCUUCGGUUCAAACCCCCAGCAAAACCUCUCUGCUCGGCGUUCCGAGCUCUCGAGGAGCUCUGGCUGCUCCUGCCUCGGGCUGGGAUGUCCCGAGCCCUGCAGAGCAGCCGUGGGGCUUUUCCUGGGGGCGGCUGCUCUGGCUGGAGGGCUGGGCUGGGAUGAGCCCCCCCAGCCUGGGAUGAGCCCCCCAGCCUGGGAUGAGCCCCCCAGAGCUCCAGCUCGCUCUGGGCUGGGGUCUGGGGGUCCUCUGGGGGAGCUUUUCCCCCCACCCAGAAUGUUCCUGUUUUUCUCCUGCUGCUGCUGAGUGCUGCCACCCCUCUGGGCCCGCCCGGGGUGAUUGUCCCCUAGGUGCUGUGGCACCCCGAGCCACCCCGCACCUCAUUCCCAGCGCUGGUGGCAGCUUUUUGGGACCACUUUGGGAUCACGUCAUGGACCAAAACCGAGCACGUCCCUGCCCCCUUCUCCUCCGCGCUCCGGAGGCCUCGGGGCGGGAUCGGGACAAACUGGAACCGAGCAGGGAGUGAGGAGCAGGGACCCGGGGACAGCAGCGGUGUCCCCCUGCCAGGACCCGGGGACAGCAGCGGUGUCCCCCUGCCAGGACCCGGGCACCGCGGGGGUGUCCCCCUGCCAGGACCCGGGGACAGCAGCGGUGUCCCCCUGCCAGGACCCGGGCACCGCGGCGGUGUCCCCCUGCCAGGACCCGGGCACCGCGGGGGUGUUCCCCUGCCAGGACCCGGGCACCGCGGCGGUGUCCCCCUGCCAGGACCCGGGGACAGCAGCAGUGUCCCCCUGCCAGGACCCGGGGACAGCAGCGGUGUCCCCGCGCUGGCUGCGCUGUGGGGCCGGGAGGCUCCCAGGGGGAAGCGCCGCCUUUGCUGUUCCCGCAGGAAAAUCGGGAAUAAGGGACCAAAGCGGCCGAGUGAGACAUUCCUUGCUCCUGCCGGGGACAAACCCUUGGGGACACCUCCCUUCCUCGGGGGCUGGGACUGGGGACAGCGGGGCCGGGGGCGGAGACCCGCCGGGAAAAGGGAAUUCCGGCUGCGGUGGGAUGGGGACAGGGAUUCGGGGUGACACCGGGGCAGGAGCAGCCAGGAUGGGCUGCCCGGGGUGGGAAUCCCGGCUGGUGCUAAAACAGGGAGCACAAGGGCAGGGGGAGCCUCCUCGCCCUGCUAAAUCCUCUUCUUAAUCACGUUCUUGUCUGGGAAUGGGGGGAGCAUCAAUGUGAAUAAAUCCUUUUCUAAUGGACCAAAUAACACAGGAAAUUCCCUUUUGGGAUACAGACCUUUUUUUAAUCCUCCCCCGGAACCGUUGUCCCUAAAUUCUCCCCUCCCGUGCCCCUUUCACCCCCACCAUGGGAAACAAACCUCUUACUGCUUGAUUUCUGCCUUUUCUCUCAACUUUAUGCACUUUUUUGCCUUUUUUUUUUCAUAGCUGAAAAGCACCUGAACCUGUAUUUAAAAUAAAUGAAUAAAUAAAAGAGUUUAAAAGAAAAAAAAUUACAAGGAGGAAGAACAAUUAAAAAGCUGAAUAAUUGCUUCUCAUCACGUGUAAAAUAGACCUCGUCCAUCCCAGCUUCCCUGGUUGUGUCUCAGUGCUGAGCUUAGAACGUGUUUUCCUUGGGAUCCGUCGCUCUUUUGGGGUUUUGUCCUUGUGUCCUCCUGCCUGGGUUGAGCACCCACCAGUAAAAAAAAAAAAAAAAAUUAAAAAGUUAUUUGGCCUUUUUAUCCAAAAAAAAAAAAAAAGAGAAAACCCACGGAAUGGAACAACCCGACCAAUUCUCUUGGAUUGAAAAUAAAAGUUUAAUUUUUA
Molecule: messenger RNA, 3199 nt
Organism: Vidua macroura (Pin-tailed whydah)
Lineage: Eukaryota; Metazoa; Chordata; Aves; Passeriformes; Viduidae
Gene: LASP1
Product: LIM and SH3 protein 1
Exons: 7
Coding region: 137-916 (259 amino acids)
Cellular component (GO): focal adhesion
Molecular function (GO): actin filament binding
Source: RefSeq, a predicted model, not a curated record